AUGGCCUCAUCAUCAUCGUCAUCCGGGGCAGGAUCCCCCCUCGCCGCCUACUCCGCCUACAAGUUCUUCACCGUCACCUCCCCCAAGCCCUUCGUGGCGCACGUGCAGAUCCAGCGCCCAGACAAGCUCAACGCCUUCUCCGAGGCCAUGUGGCUCGAGUUUGGGCGCGUUUUCCAGCAGCUGAGCGCCGACGCCGACGUGCGCGCCGUCGUGCUGAGCGGAGCGGGCGACAAGGCCUUCACGGCUGGCCUGGACGUGCAGUCGGCGUCGCAGGACUCGACGCUCAUGUCGGACCAGAAGGAUCCGGCGAGGAAGGCCAAGGGCAUGAGGGCGCAGAUUGAGGAGUUUCAGGCUUCUAUCGGGGCCAUGGAGAAGUGCGAGAAGCCCGUCAUUGCCGCCAUGCACGGCAUUGCCCUUGGCCUCGCCAUCGACAUUUCCUGCACCGCCGAUAUCCGCAUUUGCGCCUCCAACACCCGUUUUGCCGUCAAGGAGGUCGAUAUCGGCCUCGCUGCUGACAUUGGCACGCUUGCCCGUCUCCCCAAGAUUGUGGGAUCUACGUCCUGGGUCAAGGACGUGUGCUUGACGGCCCGUGACUUUUCUGCACAGGAGGCCCUCGCAGUGGGUUUCGUGAGCCAAGUGCACGAGGGCAAGGAGAAGACGGUGCAGGUUGCCAUUGACCUUGCGGCUAAUAUCGCAGGGAAGAGCCCCGUGGCAGUGCAGGGCACCAAGGAGCUGUUGAACCACGCGAGAGAUCACAGCACUGUGGACACUCUGCGGUAUACGCAGCUGUGGAAUUCAGUGGCGUUGCAGGGAGCGGAUUUCCCUGCGGCGAUAUUGAGUGUGUUGAAGAAGCAGAAGCCGACGUUUGCCAAGUUGUAA
Molecule: messenger RNA, 879 nt
Organism: Trichoderma breve
Lineage: Eukaryota; Fungi; Ascomycota; Sordariomycetes; Hypocreales; Hypocreaceae
Product: enoyl-CoA hydratase/isomerase domain-containing protein
Exons: 2
Coding region: 1-879 (292 amino acids)
Cellular component (GO): mitochondrion
Molecular function (GO): delta(3,5)-delta(2,4)-dienoyl-CoA isomerase activity
Source: RefSeq, a predicted model, not a curated record